AAAUCAUAAUUCUCAACAUUGCCAACAAGGCCUUAACUAUAUUUCUUACUUCUAAUAUCGUAUCUCAUCUGCAAAAAUAAAAAUUAAAAAGAAAAAAAAAAAAAAUCGUCGUUCACUUUUCCAACGACGUUGGCCGGCGGCGGGGAAUUCACGGCGGCUAAACGAGUUUUAUGUAAUACGAUAUUAAUCUUCUUCUCCAAUUUUAUUUUGAUUUUUUUUGAGUUUUUCUUUUGUCUUUUUCUUUUCUCCGGUAAAAUGAGGGAAGUGAAAGAACCAGAGAUUAAGCUAUUCGGAAAGAAAAUUUUCUUGCCUGAGAAUGGAAUGAUACUACCGGUAAUAGUCACCGGUGAAGAUUCCGAUGUCGGAAAAUCUAUGAGUGCAAGUGAGGUUGUUACUGCUGAUGAAAGUAGUACCGGGUCGGAUCGUGAUCCAUGUUUAGUGGAUAAGGAAGGAAACAGUUCUCAGCAGGAUGAAUCAGAUGAUGGAAGUGAAUACGAAAAGGAUGAGGCUGAUAAGGAUCGAAUGACAAGAGAGCUUAGUGAAGCUAAACUAGAGGAGAAAGACCAAAAUCUAAUGAUGGAAGAAUCAGAAAAUCUCAAGUCUCCAUCAGUAAACAAGACUAAAACUCAUACUAUUGAUGAUGACUCCCCCACAGUGAAAUCUUCCAAGACUGAGGAUGAUCAGAAUGAUGCAUCGAAUUCCCAGCAGAAAACUCUGAAGAAGCCAGAUAAAAUUCUCCCCUGCCCUCGUUGCAAUAGUAUGGAUACGAAAUUCUGUUAUUACAAUAAUUACAAUGUCAAUCAGCCUCGUCAUUUCUGCAAGAGUUGCCAGAGAUAUUGGACUGCUGGGGGUACUAUGAGGAAUGUGCCUGUGGGAGCUGGUCGUCGCAAGAACAAGAACUCUGCAUCGCAUUGUCGUCACAUCAUGAUUUCUGAAGCCCUUGAAGCUGCAAGAAUUGAUCCUCCGAACGGAUUUUCUCAUCCAGUGUUCAAACCCAAUGGAACUGUCCUAUCGUUUGGUCCUGACUUGCCACUGUGCGACUCUAUGGCCUCUGUUUUGAAUCUUGCUGAGAAUAAGACACCAAAUGGGAUCCGAAAUGGUUUAUAUAGACCAGAAAAUCCGUCUGGCAUUGGUGGAGAAAAUGGGGAUGACUGCUCUAGUGGAUCUUCAGUCACCACUUCAAAUUCAAUGGCGGAAGGAGUUAAAAACUGCCCCCCUGAGGCAGUUAUGCAAACUAUAAAUGCCUUCCCAUCUCCAGUUCCUUGCCUCCCAGGGGUACCUUGGCCUAUUCCAUACGCUGCUGUUCCUUUCCCUGCCAUUAGCCCUACUGGAUAUCCUAUGCCAUUCUGUCCUCCACCUUAUUGGAAUUGCAAUGUGCCUGGUCCAUGGAGUCUUCCUUGGUUAACUCCACCAUCACCAACAGCAAACCAAAAAGGAUCAGUCUCUGCUCCUAAUUCGCCUUUAGGGAAGCAUUCAAGGGAUGGUGAGUUGCUUAAACCAAACAACCCCGAGGGUCAAAAGAACUCAGAGGGGUCUGUUUUAGUACCAAAAACAUUGCGAAUAGAUGAUCCUGAUGAAGCUGCAAAGAGUUCUAUAUGGUCAACACUGGGAAUCAAGUACGACUCCGUUAGCAGGGGAGGUCUUUUCAAGUCCUUGCAACCGAAAAACAGUGAGAAGGAUCACCCUACCACUACCUCCCCGUCUUUGCAGGUUAAUCCUGCAGCCUUCUCUAGGUCCCUCAGCUUCCAGGAGAGAGUAUAAAGUCUGAGGUACUUAGUUGUUAACCAACUUGAUCUUCCAGCCUUAUGGAUAUUCAAUUACGCUUAAUCGUCUGUACCAGGGCUGAGAAUCAUAAGAUCCCACAAGUGCUUCAGCUGAAACUGGGAAAGCUAUUGUUAAAAUUAGUGUUUAUCCUUCCCUUGUAACAUAUUUUUGCUUGGUCAGUGUGUGUUUUCCAUGUACAUAAACUUUAUACAGCUGACAGUAGAAAGUGGAAGAGAGAAUGUAUAUCAUGUACCCGUCAAAGUUUUAGUCUGGAAGGCGGCUUAGCUUCUUUUUCCAUUUUUAUUAGUGGUUUGAAUAAUAGUUGAGCCUUCUUUUCAGAUUUUA
Solanum pennellii is the source of this 2109-nucleotide messenger RNA. Its product is annotated as cyclic dof factor 1. The record is from RefSeq and is a predicted model, not a curated record. Gene Ontology annotation, biological process: regulation of DNA-templated transcription. The coding region runs from base 256 to 1761 and encodes 501 amino acids. Gene Ontology annotation, molecular function: DNA-binding transcription factor activity; DNA binding. Lineage: Eukaryota; Viridiplantae; Streptophyta; Magnoliopsida; Solanales; Solanaceae. The transcript has 2 exons.